AUGUCGGGCACAGAGAAGAAGUCCAAGGAGGCUCAGCUUAACCGCACCUCGCAUAAGUUCCAAGUUGAUGAUGUCGUGCUCGCCAAGGUCCGUGGGUUCCCUGCAUGGCCAGGCAUUGUUAUGGCCGACGAAAACGUGCCCUCAGCCGUUUUGAAGGAACGACCGGUCGCCAAGCACCGCGAUCUCUACACCAUUCGCUUCUUUCCCGCCGCUGACUAUCACUGGGCUUUCUCCAAGGACCUCGAAUUGCUAAACAAGGACAAGAUCGACUCUUUCCUUGCCGGACCGAAUCGGAAAAAGGGUGAUCUGCGACAGGCCUACGAGAUCGCACGCGACCCUCAAUCCUGGAAUGAAGAGCAGAACACCAUUGUGCAUCGGUACGAGCAGUCCUUGCUAGACGCCGCGGAGGAGGAAGAGGAAAAUGAGGAUCAGCUCGAAGAAGAAGGCGAUGAGGAUGGCGAACCAUCGAGCAAGAAGAGGAAACGUGCUGCCGAGACGGGCAAGGUUCGUGAGAGCGCAGACAAGCGCAAGAAGACCAAGGCAUCAGAAGCCGCCAAGAGCAAACCAGAGAAGCCCGUCAGCAAGGCUGUCUCUGCUACGAAUGGCGAGGACAAGUCGGAAGAGUCGCGGGAUCCCGAGACCAAGAAGGUCAAAGAGUGGCGACACAAGGUGCAAAAGGUGUUCCUCGGCAGAGACGGUACCAUCAAUGCCGAGGAUAUGCCAUCAGCAGAUGCCACGUUCAGCACAAUCGAAGAGUACGACGGCAUGACGGCGGAGCAUUUGCGCUCCACCAAGAUCGGCAAGGUGAUGAAGAGGGUGAUGCAGUUGGCCGACAUCCCACGCGACGAUGAGUUCCACUUUAAGGACCGAGCGGAGACGUUGUGCGCUAAAUGGGGGGCCAUCAUGGCGGCUGGAGACGCUCCCAAGUCAGAGGCUGCGGAGCGCGCUGGUGAACCCGCCAAAGAGAAUGGUGAUGCAGCACCUCACAAUGAGGCAGAGUCCAAGUCAGAAGCCGAAGCAGCGCCUGCGCCUGCGUCUGAAGCUUAG
Messenger RNA from Mycosarcoma maydis (corn smut), 1047 nucleotides. RefSeq lists its product as uncharacterized. The coding region runs from base 1 to 1047 and encodes 348 amino acids. Gene Ontology annotation, cellular component: nucleus. NCBI's taxonomy places the organism in Eukaryota, Fungi, Basidiomycota, Ustilaginomycetes, Ustilaginales. Gene Ontology annotation, molecular function: double-stranded DNA binding; transcription coregulator activity. The record is from RefSeq and is a predicted model, not a curated record. The transcript is spliced from 2 exons. Gene Ontology annotation, biological process: regulation of transcription by RNA polymerase II.